Molecule: messenger RNA, 3729 nt
Organism: Temnothorax curvispinosus
Lineage: Eukaryota; Metazoa; Arthropoda; Insecta; Hymenoptera; Formicidae
Product: beta-1,4-glucuronyltransferase 1
Exons: 4
Coding region: 278-1735 (485 amino acids)
Molecular function (GO): glucuronosyltransferase activity
Source: RefSeq, a predicted model, not a curated record
CGAGCGAGAGAAAGAGAAAGGCGCUGCCGACCGAUAACUCUUGCGAGGGUGCCCGGGAUCUGUAAAUAAACGCACGAGUCUUUCCUCCUUUUUUUUGUCACCCUUUCGGGGUAUCUCUCUGACGUGUCGCGCGCGGCAAGGAAAGACGCGCGGGCGUGGCCGCGCGAGGGGUGCGUGCGUGCGUGCGGUUAGCUCGCGUCAGCGCGCGACGUGUGCGCGUCGUCGCCCAUCGUGCGGACGUACCCGGAGUCGAUGAUACCAUCGACGGCGACGGCGGAUGUACGGUGAACGUCGAUCGGCUAACUACGCCAUCAGGCUGCCGCCAGCAAGAGGGGAGGACGUCUGUCUCGCGUGCCAGCACACAUCAAUGGUUCAGCUGGGAUGCCGGCCAUGGAAUCUCAGUUUGACGAGCGUGAUCAUCCUGGCGCUGUCGAACAUGCUGCUGACGUUUUUGCUGCUGCAAUCGGAGACCUGCGCGCCGGAAGCGAUCCCGCGGGAAGUGGAGGUGAGCGCCGUCACCGAAUGGAAUCUCGGCACCCUCGUCAAGCACGAGCAACAGUCGGAAUGCAUCACCCAGGAUUACCAGCCCACGUCACCUGACGCUAACAGUCUCAAGCUGGAUAUUAAGCUCGGCAGAUGGGACGCCCGGCGAAUAUUCCGGACGUUCGACUCGGUGCUGGUCGGCAACAGAUUCACCGAGCUCUCGCAAACUUAUCGGGUAUGUCUGGCUACCCAGAGCUCCGUGGAGAAGUUACAUUCGCUGGUACAGGUCGCCCUGCACUGGACCGGGCCGAUGUCCGUCGCGCUCUAUGCCGCCGGCGACGAAGAGUUCGAGGUGUUGCAGCGUUACCUGGUGUACCUGAGGAGAUGCUACGAGUCUAUCAGAGAGAGAGUGGUCUUCUCCCUAGCCGUGCCAAGGAUGCGAACGCCCAAGAAGCAACCGCGCGUCUUUGAACUACCGGACAUCGUCGACUGUGCCAAACCGGAAGCCACGCUCAACGAGCUCAUGACCCGCGUGCCCAACGAGCAGACCAAUUGGCGGAUACGGAACGUCUAUCCGCAGAACCACAUGCGGAACCUAGCGCGCAAAAACUGCCAGACGGACUACGUGUUUCUAACGGACGUCGACAUCGUGCCGAGCUUCAAUCUGACGAUCGUACUCGACGAGUUCCUCAGAAAUGACAACUGUGAUAAGUGCGCCUAUGUAAUACCCACGUACGAGUUGGACACGCGCGUGAGGUUUCCCCCAAAUAAGACGGAGCUGAUCAGGCUCGCCAGGAAAGGCUUGGCCAGACCAUUCCACCAGAAAGUUUUCAUACACAAUCAGUUUGCCACGAAUUUUACAAGGUGGCUGCAGGACGUGUCACCGAACCAUCUACAUCAUGAAAAUGUAAAGACGGGCAAGGUCUACAUUAGUCACGAUGUGACGAAUUUCGAAUUUCUUUAUGAGCCAUUUUACGUGGCAAAGGAUAUCGUGCCACCUCACGAUGAAAGGUUUAUGGGAUAUGGAUAUACGAGGAAUACCCAGGUUUACGAGAUGUACGUGACGGGUUAUCAGUUCAAGGUGCUAUCGCCGGUAUUUACGGUCCACUGGGGACUGCAGACCAGGAAGACCAGGCCCGCUUGGCGCGAGCGUCAAAACAGUGCCAACAGAAAGCAAUUCGAGACGUUCAAGAAGGAGGUGUUCGCUCGUUACAUGCGAGAUCCGUUGAAAAUGAUGAAGAACACUAACUGACGCAAGGCUCAUCGAGGGGUCUCAUUGACUUAAGACUCCUCCGUCGUUCACGUUCGUCCUUAGGCUCAACAUCGAGGUACCCAGAGUAGAAUUAGGCCUCUGACUACUGUCAGUGCUCAUCACGUAAUGUAGUUAAUAGAUUCGAAAUGUUUCACACAUGAUCGAACAAGUCAACGAAGAAUUCGCCCGUCUAACGUUUCUUUCUUUAUCUUCUACUAUUAUUUCAUGUAACGUUACAGUGUAUCAUAUAGAUCCUUGUAAUUUUUCUCUCUCAGUUUUACACUUAAUUUUAUAUGAAUCUGACUUAAGGAAUCACUUUUCUAUUUAAUGAUAUUCCAUUUAUAUGUUACAUAAAUUUAAGAAGUAUUAAUACAUUCGAAUAUUCUAAAGCACGUUUACGCAGAAUGGAUAGAAAUUUUUUGCCGAAGGCUGGUCGAUCUUAUCCUUCGGAGCGGGAACAAUAGUGAAACCGUAUUAAGCGCAACGAUGGAGUGCUCCGGUAUGCUCGAGAGAACAGAUGCCAGAUCGAGUAACCGCGAUCGGCGGAUUCGCGCUACUUAUCGAACCUUCCGGUUCAGCGAUUCGGCUAGACGGAAUCAACCGCGAGAGCUCUUGUUACUUCCACUCACGAUUUCCCAAAGUCAUCAGAGACCCGCCAUGCGGGGAUCGCGGAAUAAAUAUCUCGUCGUGAGUUUCGCGGCACGUACUCGCGCACGACGAGCGGGAAAACGAGGGCAGGGGAUCUUAAGUGAGCGUACCUCGUUAGCUGUCUGGGGCUUAAGAGGGUGGCGUUUAAAUCCAAAAUCGAUACUCCGCUUGACGCUACUGGCGUAGCACCCCGAACGUAAAAUAAACAAAUGGCAUAAACUAUCACCGUAGCGUAUCGUUUCGGAUUUGUAUUGAGAGAAGGAAGACGCGAAUUGUAAUUUAUGUAUGAGAUGUCUCAAGUCGCAGUUCCUUCUCGAUCGAUGGAUUCUUUAUCUAAUAUCCAAGUUAAUUUUUUUUCCUAACAAAAACUGGCACCAAUAAUCUUUUAAUUAUAGAAUUUUUACGGCUUAGAAAACUUUAUGAAUUGAAGAUUAGGAUGAAAAUAGACAAUAAAAAUUUUCAGAAGGUAAUACUUUGGCCGAAUUUUAAUUUAAGGUACGAUUAGACUAGACACUUUCACGUAAUUAAGUCGACUUGAAAUAAUUUGUAGAUAACGGGAAAUAAAAAGAAUUUGAGAUACUACCGUGUAUAAUCGAGUGGAGAAUAGCAAAUAUGGAGUGAAUGGAAAGUAAUAAUUUUACAUCGUCGAAACACAUCGCGCCCAACGAGUCAAAGGAUCGACGAUAUACGUGUGACAUCCCGAGGCGUAAUGCACGCGUUUCAUUUAGCAAUAUAAUCAAGCCGCUUCGCAGGAUGCGCGCUAUGUCUUUACCUUAAUAUCGCCAUAUUUGCUUUACGUUACGAACUUACAGGAUUAAUUAUGUUGGACGAGAUGUCACGAGAUUUGCAGGCACGUAUGCGCGGAUGUGGUCUCCAUUUGCUCGCGCGUUGUGUAAGCUCAACAGCGACAACGAUUGCUCAAUAAAUAUCACCGUUGACAACGUUUUAUCCGAUUGAUCCUUAGAUAACAUGCUCUCAUUCGCUCUUUUAACUGACAUGGUAUAUGCUUUUUUCAGAUUUUUGUUCUAAUAACGACUUAAAUAAAAUUUUAUUUUAUUGUUCAUGCUUAAGAAAGCUUGCAAUAAAAAACGUAUAAAGAGGAAUAUAUAUAAUUUAUAUAAAUAUAAAUAAAAAAUAUAUAUUUCAAGUGUAUAAGAUUUUUUUAAAUGUAUUUUAACUUUUAAAACUACAAGAUGAAACUGCCGAUGUCAGUUAAGAGUCGAAAUGUCAACGUUUAAUUUAAGACACAGAGUUAUCUUUAUAUUGUAAUGUUUUUACUGAUAGAUGUAUAAAAUAUAGUGUAUAGAUGGUGUUGUGAAAUAAUAAAAUAUAAGAGAAUUAUAAAA